Parasteatoda tepidariorum (common house spider) is the source of this 3462-nucleotide messenger RNA. RefSeq lists its product as uncharacterized. The record is from RefSeq and is a predicted model, not a curated record. Gene Ontology annotation, molecular function: DNA-binding transcription factor activity, RNA polymerase II-specific; RNA polymerase II transcription regulatory region sequence-specific DNA binding. Gene Ontology annotation, cellular component: nucleus. Gene Ontology annotation, biological process: regulation of transcription by RNA polymerase II. NCBI's taxonomy places the organism in Eukaryota, Metazoa, Arthropoda, Arachnida, Araneae, Theridiidae.
CCAGCGUCACCAGUGAGAAUAUUGGAACGUGUCCAUUGUAACAUUUACUGACACAAAAAAUUAAUUUCAUCUAAUGGCAAUGGCAUUUGUUUGGGAUUCUAUUUCUUGUUGAUUAUUUUAGAAUCUGUUUUAACGAAUCUGACAUUAUUUCUUAUAAUAACAUUAGUUUUGUUAUCAAAUAAAACUAAAUGCAUUUAAAUAAACCGCGAUUCAUGAAAUUUCUGCCGCGAUUAUCGGGCGUCUUAUUUGUUGUUUUUGUAGUGUAGUCCUGAAUUGUAUUAAUGUUAUGUAAUAAUGGCUACAUUUGGAGGAGGAAGUGUACGGGCUACAUUUUCUGAUUAAAACGAAGAGAUGUGCUAAUUGCCUUGUUUUUGUGCUGUUCUCUAAAAUGAUGAAAAGGAAUGAGGGAGAGUGCUCGGCUAAAAAUAAACGCCGCCUCUCAUUGCCUGAUCAAAGCCAACAACAAGCUUCAACAUCUACUAGUUUGAGUAAAAAGAGAAAAGUUUCACACAAAGCAGAAAAAGCAUCUGGCAGCAUGUCAGUUAAACCAGCAAAAAUUUCUAAAAAUAAAGCAAAUUUGCAAAAUCGACAUGUUUGUAAUAAAUGUAUGAAGGUGUUUGAAGAUUCCUUUGAUGUAGUCGCACAUGAAUGCACUUCUUUUAAAUGUUCUGUAUGUCACAAGAAUUUGGAAUCUGAUAUUCAUCUUAAAAAUCAUGAACUUACUCAUAAGAAAGUAAAUGACGGGGCAUAUUGUUUACAGUGCAAGUUCUGUAGUACUAAGCUUGAUCUACCAUCAUCAUUGGCUAAACAUGAGGCCCUCUGUAAAAAGAGAAACUUUAAACAAUGUAACAUGUGUGAUAAAAAAAUGCAUCCCCGUAGCAAACAUGAAUUUUGUAAAAAGUGCAUCUUAUUGAUUGACAAAAGCGGAAAAGACUACAGUCUGCGGCGAAAUUCAAAAGACAGAAAUCAAUCGACAAGUUUAGUUUCAGUUGGAAUCGCUGAGAAUCGGGGGGGUGUGUCAACAAAUCAGCUUCAUACUGAAAAUAUAAAUACAGGAAAAAUUAAUCGGAGUAAAAAGUCUAAAAACUGUUUAUCCUCUGAAUCUAAUGCCACUGAAAUUCAAGGUACAUCCAUAACUCAAAAUAAUCUCUCUGAUGAUAUUGACAGAAGUGAUACCCAUAUCCACAUUAGAAAAACAUUUAAUAAGCCUAAGAAAAUGGUCCCAGAUAAAAAUAUCAAUAUUUCAGAAAAUUCCGGUGAAGCUGUUCCUGAUGAAACUUCAGCUCUAUUUAAAAAGCCAGAAUCUGUUACUUCAGUUAAAAGCAAAUCAAGUAAGGUUUCUAAUAAUAAUUCAUCAUCCUCUAAAAAGUUUUCUAAUAACAAUUCAUCAUCCUCUAGUAAGGUUUCUAAUAAUAAUUCAUCAUCCUCUAAUAAUAAUUCAUCAUCCUCUAAUACAGAGAAGACAACACGAAGGCUGGUUAGGAAAAAUAUGGGAAAUGUUUUGCUUGAAGGUGCUGUUGCGAAAUCAAAACAAUUAACUGAAAAACAGAAUCCAUUGAAGCCUGUAAAGGUUUUGAUUGAAAAGAAAAUAAGUGAUGUGUCCCCCUCUUCAAGUGUCCAAAAUAAAGCAAAAGAGGGUGACUCAUCUAAAGCUGGCUAUGCAUCUAGUUUAGAAAUUAAAAUCGAAAGUUUGAUUGAUUCUUUGCCAGAUCCAAACAGUGGAAUUCUUUUAAAAUGCUUUGGAAACAAAAUUGAUUAUCAAUGUGUUAAGUGCUGCAAACAGUUUGGAAAUGUGGAACUUGCAUGCAUUCAUUUUUCCUGCUGCAAAAUUAAAUUCAUUAGGCUGAAAAAACAAUUCACAUCAUUAAACAAUGUUUUGUGGUUUUGCACUUUGUGUAAUUCUAGUUUUGAUCUUAUUGCAGAUCUUCUUAAGCACAAAACAUCAUGCUCUCUAUCAGGUUUUCAAGACAAGUCUGAUAAUGGAAUAAACCCAAUCACUGUUAACCAGAAAUAUGAUGAGAAGUUUUUGAAUAAAUGUAAUAAAUGUGGCUUUACUUGCUUCAGUUCAAUAACUCUUGAAAAACAUCCUUGUGAAGAAAGUGUGAAGUUAAUGAGUAAUUGCUUCGUAAAGGUAGAUAAUCUUCGUAACCUUGAAUUGAAGGCAAAAAAUGUAACUUAUUAUCAUUGUAAGAUGUGUAAAAAAGAUUUUUUGAACCCCAAAGCCUAUGAUGGCCAUAUGCGCGAUAAACAUCGCGAUGUUUAUGAUGGCAUUUUGAAACCUUUGUCUCUUCAAAUUGGAAAAAUUACAAAAGCUGUAAAGCAGGAGCCAAAUUAUAAUGAAGAUCAGUUUUAUGAUUCAACUCCAAUGAUCAAUCAGACUCCUUCAUUAGAAUCUAUAUUUUCACUACCAAGUUUGAGCUCUAACUUGGAAGAACCAGAAGGUUUGAGAAAUCAGUUGUCUUCUGCUAACCUUUUUCGAUAUCGAAUACCUCAAGUUUUUGAAACUGCCCCUUUGGAUGGAGAAAAUGCAAAAAGGAUUAUCGGCUGUAAUCAUGAUCCAGAUGAAUCAGGUCUUGCAAGGGAAGAUACAAAACCUUGCAUUGCAUGUUUACAAUUGUUCUCUGCAAAUUAUGCCCAAGAUAAUCGAAAUGAUUUUAAAACACAAAAUUCAAAUAGUGGUGAGGAAUUGCAAGCUCAGUUGUCCUUUAAUUACGCUCCUCGUCAGACCUCCCAUUCAACAGCCAGUGAUCACCAACCUCGUUCAUUUCCUACACCGCCUGCGACACCAGACAGUAUAUACUGUCAGAGCCAGUCCUCACAAACUUCCGAAUCUCAAGCUUCUAGUGAUUCAAGGUUUAAUAACUCAGAUGAAUUGCAAAAUUCAAUACAAAUAGAAACUUUGAGUUUAAAGCUUUCUUGGGAUUGCUGCUCUGAUAAAAUUGAUGCAUUUGCAAUAUUAGCCUCAGAAGAUAAGUUAUCUAUUUCGAAAUAUAUUUGUGCAAGCUGUUACACUGACAUGACUGAAAAUGAUGUUUGUGAACAUAUGCAUAGGUAUCAUGACAAAAACAGUGGUCAGGUUAAUGUGUCGUGCAUAAAAGCGACCUAAGACAAAUUAUAUUUAUUUGCCAUGUGAAUACUUUUAAAUUUUCUAAUUGUCCAACAUGUUAAUACUGUGCUCUACAAUUUUAAAGUAUGUUGAUGUUUAGCUCUCCAUUGUGCACACUAAAUUUAAAAUACCGUUUCACACAUUCUAUACACAAACAAGGUUUUGUUACUGUUUGUCUAAGAUAGGUACUCUGCCUGGAGCUGUGGUGGUGACUAUGGUAACGAGGUAUAAUUAUUUCAAGUAGGGGUGCGAGGUCCCUCUUUAGGACUGGUUUCGGCGAGAGAAAAGGAGACCUCUUCAUCGAAGCUACCCUCCCUAAAAUGGCCUCUUCUUGUUUCCAUAGCACCAGACUGUCG